AUAGCAAUAAGAAUGACAAUUUGGGAUACCUUCAUAUUGGAAAUCGGCAAGCAACUUCUACAAAAAAAAGACCACAUUGUGGUCUUGCUAGCAUGUGGCUUGCAAGUGAAGAACUUCAAUGGUUUAUUUCUAUCAACUGGGAGAUUUAGUCGAUUGUACAUGACACACAAAGAUGCGACUACUAUUAACUUAGUGCAAUGGUAUGCUAAUGAUAACUUUGCUCAAAGGAAGUCAAAGUCCAUUUGUAACAGUACUUUGUCGAUGCAUCAUACAUUUUUGACAUCAAAUGCUCAUCGUACCACCAUCAAGAACUUUGGUACCAUAAGGAAAGUAAGAAUACUUCAUUGAAA
Molecule: messenger RNA, 350 nt
Organism: Spinacia oleracea (spinach)
Lineage: Eukaryota; Viridiplantae; Streptophyta; Magnoliopsida; Caryophyllales; Amaranthaceae
Exons: 3
Coding region: 13-348 (111 amino acids)
Source: RefSeq, a predicted model, not a curated record